Messenger RNA from Condylura cristata (star-nosed mole), 2726 nucleotides. RefSeq names its product solute carrier family 25, member 40 (gene SLC25A40). The transcript is spliced from 12 exons. The record is from RefSeq and is a predicted model, not a curated record. Gene Ontology annotation, biological process: mitochondrial transmembrane transport. Lineage: Eukaryota; Metazoa; Chordata; Mammalia; Eulipotyphla; Talpidae. The coding region runs from base 301 to 1314 and encodes 337 amino acids.
UCCCCGCCCCUGGGCCACCUCGCUUCAGCGCUCUUGGCCUCGGAUCGGUUGUCUCCGCCGCAGCUCCGCGUUCCUGCGCUGCCUGGGUCAUUCGGUGUGGCUCUCUGUUGACCAAACGUAGUGGAUGCAGUUUGCGCCGGAGGCCAGUCCAGCCCGCCACGAGGGUCAAUCCCGCAUUCCAGGGUUGCCCGGACCUCCUGCCCAGCAGCCGCCUCCUACUCCAGAAUUUCAGCUACUGAUGUUACAAACAACAAAAUAUUGGAACAUAGAGUUGAGGAAAAGACUUAAACCAGUUAAGGUAUGGAUCCUGAAGCAGAGAUACCACAUAUUACCAAAGUGACACCUCUCCAACAAAUGUUCGCAUCUUGUACUGGAGCUAUAUUGACAUCAUUAAUGGUGACACCCCUGGAUGUUGUUAAAAUUCGACUCCAAGCCCAAAACAAUCCAUUCCCCAAAGGAAAAUGUUUUGUAUACAGUAAUGGACUUAUGGAUCACCUAUGUGUCUGUGAAGAAGGCAACAAAGCAUGGUAUAAGAAGCCAGGACGUUUCCAGGGAACAUUGGAUGCCUUUUUGAAAAUCAUUCGAAAUGAGGGCAUUAAAUCUCUAUGGAGUGGCCUUCCCCCUACCUUAGUUAUGGCAGUUCCUGCCACAGUUAUUUAUUUUACCUGCUAUGACCAGUUAACUGAUCUUCUGAGAUCUAAAUUAGGAGAAAAUGAAAAUUGCAUACCAGUUGUUGCUGGAAUUGUGGCCAGGUUUGGUGCAGUAACUGUUAUAAGUCCAUUAGAAUUGAUUAGAACCAAGAUGCAGUCUAAGAAGUUUUCUUAUAAGGAACUACAUCAAUUUGUCAGCAAGAAAGUAUCUGAAGAUGGCUGGAUUUCCCUUUGGAAAGGCUGGGCUCCUACUGUUCUUAGAGAUGUACCAUUCUCAGCAAUGUAUUGGUAUAACUAUGAAGUUUUAAAGAAGUGGUUGUGUGUAAAAUCUGGUUUAUAUGAACCAACAUUUAUGAUCAACUUUACCUCAGGUGCAUUGUCUGGUUCUUUUGCAGCUAUUGUAACUUUGCCAUUUGAUGUGGUAAAAACACAAAAGCAGACACAGCUUUGGAUAUAUGAAAAUACUAAAAUUUCUAUGCCUUUGCAUAUGUCAACCUGGGCUAUAAUGAAGAACAUUGUUGCUAAGAAUGGACUUUCUGGAUUAUUUACAGGCCUAAUUCCUCGUUUAAUUAAAAUUGCUCCUGCUUGUGCCAUCAUGAUCAGUUCUUAUGAAUUUGGAAAGUCGUUCUUCCAGAAACAAAAUGCUCAAAGACAGCAAUACUAGUGAUGCAUUUUCAACUUGAAAUAACAACCAUAGCCAAAUAAUAUGGUGGAGACUCUGGCAAUAACUGUUUUCACCAUUAUCUUCUAUGACUUUAUAUUUCUUUCCUUCAAAUUUAAAUGAAUACUAAUUUCUACUUUGCCACUAAGACAUAAUCCUAGUUUUAAAAUAAAUUUUGUUAUUCUAAUUUUUGAGAUCAAAGAUUUCUAGAUAUGACAACCAUAGAGCAUUCUUGCAAAGAAAUGAAAUAAUUUUACUAUACUGAAAGCAAGCUCUGAGAGGUUGAUGCUACAGGUUUUGGUUUUACUUAAUCUUUUUGGGAAUGUGUCCCAUACAAAGAACAUUUUGAAUUUUGUGCUGAAUGGUAUGUAAUCUAGAAGAAAUAUGCCCAAAUCUUUCAUAUACAUUGAAAUCAGGUUUAUAUAUUUUUUAAAUUCUUUCACAGUAGAUACUAGAAGGUAGUCUUUAAAUAACAUUAUUGACAUUUACUAAAUAUUACUUGCUAUUUCCUUUAGUUCAAGUGUAUAAGGUUUUCUUUUAACCCUGCUUUUGUUUGAAGGUUUUUAUGUGUUGGGGUUUCUCUGAUCAAAGGUAUGGCGAGUUCAUCGUUCUGAACAAAAUGUAAUCAUUUAUUUAAUAUAAAUGCUGACAAAUGCUGCUACUUUUGAUGACUAAAGAUCCAGUACUAACUACUGCUAUUUGUAACAGAGAGGUUUUUUUUUUUUUAACUGAUUGUAUGAAAUGUUUACUGCAGUCAAACUUGGAUGUGAGUCAAAAAGCAUAUUGUAUUUAGACUAGUGAAAAUAAUGUUUCUAAAUAGGAAGGGUCUGGUGUCAGUCAUCUUGUAACUCAAGUAUCAUUGUGGACUUCUGUCACUUCUAUUGUUCUAGCAAAAUUAAGAUUAAAAUAUAUCAGUUCCAAAAUAUUUCCAUAAUGUCCUUUGAUUCUAUGAAUCUCCCAUUAGUAUGCUAGAGCGUGAAAUAGUUUCAUUGCAGAAUAGCUUUCUGUUACUUAGUGCUUAGUGCCUAAGUAAUUUAGUUUAAGAUUGUAAGAAAGACAAGAUAGCAUGACAAGAAAUGAUAUCUGAUUUUAUAGUUUUAUUUGACUUACCAAUAUCUAUAUCCUAUAAGAAAAAGCACUUUAGUAUAUGUGUAUUUUAUGGAAACAAUGCAUUUUUUUACCCCUAAAGUAGAAUACUAUAUUUAGUGUUGCUAGAGGAAUUCAUGUAUUUGAACUCAUGUAUUUUUAUUGUAGUAGAAAAGUAUUGCUGUACCAGAAAUAAACUGUAUAGGGUAGUACGUAACUUUUGUGUUUAUUUUAUCUUGUGUUGAAUUACCUAACAUUUGCUAUACCCAUAAAAUAGAAAUAAUUGACUUUAACUUUUAUUUUCAUUAAAAUAUUUUAUGCUUUUUGAG